Messenger RNA from Penicillium olsonii, 1077 nucleotides. The record is from the annotation of a GenBank genome assembly. NCBI's taxonomy places the organism in Eukaryota, Fungi, Ascomycota, Eurotiomycetes, Eurotiales, Aspergillaceae.
AUGACCCCAAAGUUUCCCAAACGACGCAGGUCAGCGAGUCCCCCCAAGGGAUCGGAAGCAGGAGAUGAAACACCUGCAGGACCUCCAGCACAGACCGGGUUUCAAUAUAACCGGCCCUAUGUAUUCCCUAACUUGGAUAUCCAGAUCAUCCGAGCAGAUGCACCCUCACAGCCUUUGGCAAUCAGAUUGGCUGACUUUCUCCUUAACCAGACCAACCCCAUGGACAUCAGUGAGAAUGGAGACUGGGUCGAUUUUGGUAAGGCUAACCUGGGCAAGCUUAAGCAGGUUCUGAUGGACGAAAACUACCUCUUUGACAAAGAGACGAUCUGGAUGUCUCCAACCCCACUGGACCAGCUGAAUCCAUUGACCUUAAAUCAAGCACAGGCUGGCGAAGCAAGACUGAUCAACAUCAAUCUGAUAUCCGUAGUCCAACGACUCAUCCAGCAAAACUACCCUAUACUACGCAGACCAUCCCCCGAACCCGAGAACAGCCAACGUAGGCGAUCCCCUCUCGCGCGACCAAACUUGACCAUCAUCAUCAGGUCCGGUGAAACAACAGGUGGAGCAAUGGCCGCGUCCCAACCAGCCCUAGCCCGUCCCACUGAGCGAAUUGGUACUCAAACGCAAUCAGCAGAGCCAAGCAGGGAGACUUCAAAUAUAUCAAAGCGGGUCAGGAGCCCAGAGGCCGAAGAGUCGUCUCCUCCAAAGAAACGCCGAAGACGAGAACCAGCCGCGUCGAGGAUCCCUGUGAGUCCAGCUGCCGACCCAGCCGCCAGCCAAGGCCCUUUUGAGCUGGUAGACGACCCAUCCAUGUUUGACCCAGAGCUCUACCCAUCCCUCUCCGAUCCAGCGUUCCUUGACCCAACACUCUACCCAGCCAAUCCAGCAGUCGAUCCAGCAGUCGAUCCAGCAGUCGACCCAUCAUUGUUUGACCCAACACUCUACCCCUACCCAGUCGACCCAGCACUCAGUCAAGGCCUUGACCCAGCCGAUAAUGAGCUUUUCGUAGCCCUUAACCAACCCGCAGAGCCAGGUACAGAACAAGGCUGGGACAGUGAGAUGGAUACAGGUGAGUGA